Molecule: messenger RNA, 1449 nt
Organism: Clonostachys rhizophaga
Lineage: Eukaryota; Fungi; Ascomycota; Sordariomycetes; Hypocreales; Bionectriaceae
Source: the annotation of a GenBank genome assembly
AUGACUUCUUCAGUCAUCUCCGCUGAGGCGGCAACGCCCCAGGUUGAAGAGACCAACAGCAAGCCCGUGUCCCGCUUCACCAGGUGGUUUCGAAGCCCGCUAUUCAAUGUUAUACUGGCAGGUCUCAUCUCCUUUACGCAGCCAGGCAUCUGGAAUGCACUCAACAAUACUGGUGCUGGAGGCCAGCAAGAGCCGUACUUGGUGAAUGGAGCCAAUUCUCUGACUUUUGGUAUUAUGGUCUUCGGCUGCUUCAUAUUCUCUCUACUGUCGAACCGAUUCGGCGUCAAGAAGAUUCUCAUCAUUGGAACUCUCGGCUAUGCACCCUACUCAGCAGCUCUGUACGUUAACAACCGCUACGGAGUCGAGUGGUUCGUCUUGUUUGGUGGCGCAACUUGCGGAAUUGCCGCAUCGGCCUUGUGGGCUUCCGAGGGAGCCAUCGCAUUGGGGUAUGGAGGUGUUAAGGAUCGUGGAAAAUUUACUGGAAUCUGGCUCGGUCUCCGCGAGCUCGGUCAACUUAUCGGUGCAUCCAUUCAGCUGUCACUCAACGCCGGUGAUGGUCAGCGAGGAAAGGUGUCAUACACGACAUACCUCGUUCUGAUUGCGCUGCAGUGCCUUGGUCUCCCUUUUGCUCUCCUUGUUUCGCCUCCGGAGAAAGUCAUUCGGCCUGAUGGAAGCAAGCUUGAGCUUCCACAGAAGGAUAAGCCCAUCAAGGGUGAAUUAAAGAAGAUGUGGAAUCUUCUCAAGAAGAAACAGAUGCUGUUCCUUAUUCCUGUUCUCGUGGGCUUCAACUGGAACGGCACCUACUUGGGCAUUUACCAAACCAACUACUUCUCCGUUAGAGCUCGCACUCUGAGCUCUCUCGUCUCCGGCAUCGUGGCUACCCUGGCAAAUAUCACUUGGGGUUGGGUAUAUGACCUGCAGCGGUUCAGCCGUCCCCAGCUCGCCAAGUAUACCUGGACCUGCUUCUCAGUGGUUAUGCUGGCCACAAUGAGUUGGCAGAUUGCAAACGAACAUCUGUACUCCAAAACCGUGCCCAAGGUCACACUUGACUGGGCGACUCCCGGAUUUGGUCGCGCAUUUGCGAGCAUGGUCAUCAUGAGGUUCAUGAAUGAGUCUCACUACAUGUUUGUGUACUGGAUUGUCGGCGCUUACUUUGACGAUCUGGAGUCAUUGACUUUCUGUGUGGGAAUCAUCCGCUCAUUCGAGUCGAUUGGUUCCUGUUUGUCCUUUGGAAUUGGAGCCGCAAAGGUGGCACCCAUGGUCAAUCUGAUUGUCGCCUAUGUCAUGUUUAUCAUUGCCAUUCCAGCAACCUCCUAUGCUGUCCUUCUGGUUCCCGAACGGCCCGUGGUUGCGAAGCUGGAUGACUCAGAUUCUUCUGGAGAGGACCUUCGGGACGAAGUCGAAGCGUCAAACAAGCAGGGGGUUGUUGUGACAGCAAGCGCUAACUAA